AUGUCCCGUGAUGCUUUUCCGGCUAGCAGAUUACUUAUAGCUAGUUCAUUCUCUUUGAGUCCUCCAAACAUUCACCUGGCUUACGUUGUAUUUUCGCAAAUGCAAAGCCCUGAUGUAUACUCAUACAACAUUAUGAUUAAGGCCUUUUCACAAACUUCACAUCCACUUGAUUCCCUCCACUUUUACCACAAGCUGCUCCACCAAGGCCUAUAUCCCAAUGAGUACACUUUCUGUUUUGUGCUCACUUCAUGUGCCCAAGCCUUGGCUCUCCAAGAGGGCAAACAAAUACAAGCCCAAUUAAUCAAACACCUCUCUUUGGGCAGUGUCUAUGCUAGUACCUCUCUUGUUAGCUUGUAUGGCAAAUGUGGUGACAUCCGUAGGGCUUUACAAGCAUUCGAGGAAAUGCCUCACAGAACUGAGGUCUCAUGGGGCGCAGUAAUUGAUGCUUGUAUUGAUCAAGGUUUUUUGACGGAUGCAUUGCAAUUGUAUGCAAAGAUGAGGAGUUUGGGACAUUCAGCAAGCAAUGCAAUCUUGGUGGGGGCAUUUGGUGCUUGUGCUAAGCUGCAGGACUUGGCACUGGGGAGGAUUAUUCAUGGGCAAGUUGAGGCCAUGGGGCUACAACUCAAUGUGACCCUUGGAACAAGUCUGGUUGACAUGUACUCAAAAUGUGGAGCUAUCGAAAUGGCCAUGGAGGUAUUCUCUAGGAUGCCUGUGAAAAGUGUUGCAUCAUGGAAUUGCAUGAUCAACGGUCUGGCAAUGAAUGGUGGGGGAAGCGCAGCAAUUGGCUUGUUUAAGGAGAUGCAGGCGUCUGGUUUGGGACCCAACAGUGCAACAUUUGUGGGUGUCCUGCAUGCAUGCAGUCAUGGAGGGCUAGUGAAUGAAGCACUCGAAUACUUUUCGUGUAUGAGAGAGUUGUACGGGAUUGAAGCUAAUGUUAAGCAUUAUGGGUGCAUGGUUGAUCUCUAUGGCCGAGCUGGGAAGCUUGAGAAGGCCGUGGAUGUCAUCAGAACGAUGCCCAUGAAACCGGAUAUUGUAAUCUGGGGAGCAUUGUUAGGUGGGUGCAAGAAGCAUGGCAACGCAAAGCUUGGGGAGCUGGUAGGAGCACAGAUUAUGAAGCUGCAACCACACAAGGUUUCCGGGUGCUCGAGUCUUUCGGAUAUGUAUGCGAUGGAUGGGCGAUGGGAGGACGUGAUCAGUGUAAGGAGGAUGAUGCUGGACGUGGAUGUUGGGAGGGAACCUGGAUGUAGCUCCUUGACUUAA
Messenger RNA from Vitis riparia (riverbank grape), 1260 nucleotides. Its product is annotated as pentatricopeptide repeat-containing protein At4g21065-like. Gene Ontology annotation, biological process: RNA modification. Lineage: Eukaryota; Viridiplantae; Streptophyta; Magnoliopsida; Vitales; Vitaceae. The coding region runs from base 1 to 1260 and encodes 419 amino acids. The transcript has a single exon. The record is from RefSeq and is a predicted model, not a curated record. Gene Ontology annotation, molecular function: protein binding; RNA binding.